AUGAUAAAUGCAAUGGCUAAUGGAAUGUGGUAUUAUGAUGUGCAAGGUUUAUCUUUUGUAGCUAAAGGGUUGGGAAUGGAGUUUGAAUCACUAUUACCCAGCUGGAUGGUAAUUGACUUUUUGAAUAAUAAAUUCUUGGGAGAAAUUCCUAAAGCACUUGGUGAACUUCAUUCACUUAUUGUCCUAAACCUUUCUCAUAAUAGUUUAACAGGUCCUAUCCCAUCAUCAUUAGGUGAUUUGCUAGAGCUUGAAUCAUUAGAUCUCUCAUCAAACAUGUUCCAAGGAAGAAUUCCAAUGGAAUUAACGAAUCUUGGAUUCUUAGUGGUGUUAAACCUUUCUCAAAAUAAUAUAACAGGACCCCUUCCUCAAGGAAAACAAAUUAAUACUUUCACUAAUGAUUCCUACAUAGGAAACUUGGGUUUUUGCGGGCUGCCAUUACCAAACAGAUGA
Molecule: messenger RNA, 450 nt
Organism: Gossypium raimondii (Peruvian cotton)
Lineage: Eukaryota; Viridiplantae; Streptophyta; Magnoliopsida; Malvales; Malvaceae
Product: putative receptor like protein 25
Exons: 1
Coding region: 1-450 (149 amino acids)
Molecular function (GO): protein binding
Source: RefSeq, a predicted model, not a curated record